AGAGGCAGCGUUAUGCAUUAAAAAAGAAAAAAGAGAAAAAGAUAAACUAAGAAAGGGACGAAACGGAUCAAACCCUGCAGCAAUUACAGACGACAUCCGCAGACUCUGGACUAUGAUAGACGGCAGAUAAGAGGUCGAUCGUCGCAGGCUGUUUUGACGACCGGCGGCUUAUUGAACAUCUGCAGAACAUAAUGUGUGUGUCCGCUAUUCUCGGUGGUUUUUUCCCCUCGGCGGCUUAGUCAAACGCAGAAAGUGUCAGCGUUCUGUAAAUGCGGCCGAUUCGGGGCAUUAUCUCAAGGAACGCGCUCGCUCGAGAGGGGAGAGAGAGUGCCGACAUUUAGUCCCGUUCUCUCUCUCUUUCCACGUCCCUCGGGGACGGUGAAGUCAUUCGAGAAGUCACCGGAGAAGAGAGAUACACACACACACACACACACACACACACACACACACGUCUUUUGUCACAGCGCUACUUUUAUUUAAGGUGGUUUUUGUAAAAGACUUGCCGGCUUUCUCAACGGUACGCCUGCUAAGCCCUACCCGUCGAUAUUACGGCGUUUUUGGUUUUUUUUUUCUUCCAUGAUUUUGGCUUUCUAAGCGUUUAUUGCGAAAGCUGUUUCUGGGCAUCCCCCCUCCCUCCCCGCCGCCGCCGCUAAAGGAUGCCGGAUCAAAUAUCGGUGUCCGAGUUUCUCUCGGAGACGACAGAGGAUUACAAUUCCCCAACCACGUCCAGCUUCACCACUCGACUGCAAAGCUGCCGGAAUACAGUGAACGUCCUGGAGGAGGCGCUGGACCAGGACCGAACUUCUCUGCAGAAGGUGAAGAAAUCCGUCAAGGCUAUCUACAAUUCAGGACAAGAUCACGUCCAGAAUGAGGAGAACUACGCCCAGGCUCUGGACAAGUUUGGCAGCAACUUCAUCAGCAGGGACAACCCCGACCUGGGCACGGCGUUCGUCAAGUUCUCCUCCCUCACGAAGGAGCUGUCUGCCCUGCUCAAAAACCUGCUUCAGAGCCUCAGCCAUAAUGUGAUCUUCACCCUGGACUCGCUGCUGAAGGGGGAUUUGAAAGGCGUGAAGGGGGACAUAAAGAAGCCCUUUGACAAAGCAUGGAAAGACUACGAAGCCAAGUUUACAAAGAUAGAGAAGGAGAAACGGGAGCACGCCAAGCAGCAUGGGAUGAUCCGCACGGAGAUCACCGGGGCCGAGAUCGCCGAGGAAAUGGAGAAGGAGCGACGCCUCUUCCAGCUCCAGAUGUGCGAGUACCUGAUCAAAGUGAACGAGAUCAAGACCAAGAAAGGGGUGGACCUCCUCCAGAACCUGAUCAAGUAUUACCACGCACAGUGCAAUUUCUUCCAAGAUGGCUUGAAGACGGCGGAUAAGCUGAAGCAGUACAUUGAGAAACUGGCAGCUGAUCUCUACAAUAUCAAACAAACUCAGGACGAGGAGAAGAAACAGCUCACCGCCCUCCGAGAUCUGAUCAAGUCCUCUCUCCAGCUGGAUCAGAAGGAGGAUUCACAGAGCAAGCAGGGCGGCUACAGCAUGCACCAGCUGCAGGGCAAUAAGGAGUUUGGCUGCGAGAAGAAAGGUUAUCUGCUGAAGAAGAGUGAUGGGCUGAGGAAGGUGUGGCAGAGGAGGCAGUGCUCAGUAAAAGGUGGCAUCCUCACCAUUUCUCACGCUACGUCCAACAGGCAGCCCGUCAAACUCAACCUGCUCACUUGCCAGGUCAAGCCCAGCGGCGAGGACAGGAAGUGCUUUGAUCUCAUUUCUCAUAACCGGACAUAUCACUUCCAAGCAGAGGAUGAACAGGAGUUUGUCAUCUGGAUCUCGGUACUGACCAACAGUAAGGAGGAGGCGCUGAACAUGGCUUUUCGAGGGGAGCAGACCAGCGCAGGGGAGGAUGGCUUGGAGGACCUGACCAAAGCCAUCAUAGAGGACGUGUUACGCAUGCCUGGCAAUGAAGUCUGCUGCGACUGCGGAGCCACUGACCCUAAGUGGCUGUCCACUAACCUGGGCAUUCUGACCUGCAUCGAGUGUUCGGGAAUCCACAGGGAGAUGGGCGUCCACAUCUCCCGCAUCCAGUCCAUGGAGCUUGACAAGCUGGGAACCUCUGAACUCUUGCUGGCCAAGAAUGUAGGGAACAGUAGUUUUAAUGAGAUCAUGGAGGGCAACCUCUCCUCCCCCUCACCGAAGCCCACUCCCUCCAGUGACAUGACGGUGAGGAAGGAGUUCAUCAAUGCCAAGUACGUGGACCACAAGUUUGCUAGGAAGACGUGUACAUCAGCGGCAGCUAAGAUGAUUGAGUUGUGUGAGGCGGUCCAGUCCAGAGACUUGCUGGCUCUCAUCCAGGUCUAUGCAGAGGGAGUGGAGCUUAUGGAGCCCCUCCCAGAGGCUGGGCCGGAAGCUGGAGAGACAGCGUUACAUUACUCGGUGCGCACUGCUGACCAGACCUCGCUGCACUUGGUGGACUUCCUUGUGCAAAACAGUGGUAACCUUGAUAAGCAGACGGAGUGGGGGAACACUGCCCUGCAUUACUGCUGCAUGUACGAGAAGCACGAGUGCCUCAAGCUACUGUUGAGGGGCAAGCCGGCCACUGACAUCACCAAUCAGAAUGGAGAGACAGCUCUGGAUGUUGCUAGGCGACUGAGGAACACUCCGUGCGAAGAGGCACUUGUGCAGGCUGCUGAGGGGAAAUUCAACCCUCACAUCCAUGUGGAAUACGAAUGGAGCCUUAGACUGGAGGAGAUGGAUGAGAGCGAUGAUGACCUGGAUGACAAGCCCAGUCCCAUCAAGAAGGACCGCUCCCCGAGGCCCCAGAGCUUCUGCCACUCCUCAAGCCUCUCCCCCCACGACAAGCUGUCCCUGCCCGGCUUCAUCAGCCACAAGGACAAGCAGCAGCGUCUGUCCUACAGCGCCUUCACCAACCAGAUGUACAGCGCCUCCACUGACCUCACCUCCUCCCCCGUGGCUGACGGACCCCCGCUGCCGCCCAGGAACCAGGGCAAAGCUCCUCCCUCAUCUGGCCCUCUCUCUACACUCACGCCCGGAGGCAGCUCCACCCUGUCCAAGAAGAGACCUCCACCCCCUCCCCCCGGACACAAACGCACCCUGUCUGACCCACCCAGCCCGCUCUCUCACAGUCCACACAGUAGAGGGGGCAUGACUGGGGGAAGUGACUCCACUCCUCCACCCAUUAGCAAGAUGUCUCCGGUAUCGAACAAGUUUGAGGGCAUUCCACAGCAACAAAGCACUACGUCAAGCAACACAAAAUCCACACUUGGUCCAAGAGUCCUCCCCAAACUACCUCAAAAAGUGGCGCUGCGAAAGAUUGAUACUAUACACCAUCCAUCUAUGGAAAAACCCAGCAUUCCUCCAGAGGUCUUCCAGAAGUCUCCGCCAGGAUCUGAAACCCCCCAGAAGGCUCCGCUGCCUGAAAAGCCUCAGCUUGGGGACUUGCCCCCGAAGCCUCAGCCCUCUGACCUGCCGCCUAAACCGGGAGAACUGCCCCCGAAGCCCCAGCUCUCUGACCUCCCUCCCAAACCUCAGCUGGGAGACCUACCGCCCAAACCCCAGCUCAAAGACCUCCCUCCCAAGCCUCAGCUCACAGACAUUCCCCCCAAACCCGGAACAGCUGAGCCCGCUCCCAGGCUGCCUCCUGGGGAGCCUGCCCCAAAGCCUCAGCCUCAGCCUCAGCCUCAGCCUCAGAUUCAAGACCCGCCAUCGCCCAAUCAGCAAGCAGAUACAGUGACGCCCUCCCAACAGCCCAGCGAGGACACCAAUGGCAGCCCGGCGGGGACUGCAGAGACACCUGUGCCCCUCCCCAGGAAGAUCAACACGGGGAAGAGCAAAGCUCGCCGGGUGAAAACCAUCUAUGACUGCCAGGCUGAUAAUGAUGAUGAACUGACAUUUGUGGAAGGAGAAGUGAUCAUAGUUACAGGAGAAGAGGACCAAGAGUGGUGGAUUGGCCACAUUGAAGGGCAUCCGGAGAGAAAGGGGGUGUUCCCUAUGUCUUUUGUGCACAUCCUGAGUGACUGACAGCCAGAAAGACUUGCACUAAGCUCCCCCCACCCACCCACCUGAGUCGAGGGGUUUUGUAAAUAGCUACUGUAACACCCCCUUGUCGCAAGACUAAAGGAGUUCUAAAGGAAAAAAAAAACAACAAAAAAAAAAAAACAA
Molecule: messenger RNA, 4169 nt
Organism: Lampris incognitus (smalleye Pacific opah)
Lineage: Eukaryota; Metazoa; Chordata; Actinopteri; Lampriformes; Lampridae
Gene: asap1b
Product: ArfGAP with SH3 domain, ankyrin repeat and PH domain 1b
Exons: 28
Coding region: 657-4028 (1123 amino acids)
Biological process (GO): positive regulation of GTPase activity
Cellular component (GO): cytoplasm
Molecular function (GO): GTPase activator activity; protein binding
Source: RefSeq, a predicted model, not a curated record